Molecule: messenger RNA, 745 nt
Organism: Dufourea novaeangliae
Lineage: Eukaryota; Metazoa; Arthropoda; Insecta; Hymenoptera; Halictidae
Gene: p23
Exons: 3
Coding region: 76-597 (173 amino acids)
Biological process (GO): protein folding; chaperone-mediated protein complex assembly
Cellular component (GO): cytosol; nucleus
Molecular function (GO): Hsp90 protein binding; protein-folding chaperone binding
Source: RefSeq, a predicted model, not a curated record
AAUCAGAGGUCUACAGCGCGAUACGUGAGUGCUCUGUGUGUUUGUUUGCUUCUCCCGGAACGAACGUCUCGAAAUAUGACUCAAGAAGGCCGAUUGCCUCCCCCAUCUGUUAUCUGGGCUCAGAGAAACAAUAUUCUAUAUGUUACGAUCUGUUUAGAAGAUUGCAAAGAUCCUGUUAUUAAAAUCGAACCAGAAAUGAUGUAUUUUAAAGGAAUUGGUGGAGUGGAAAAGAAAAUGUACGAAGUGACAAUUAACUUGUACGGGGAAAUUGAUCCAAGCAAAACAGUUCAAACAAUAAGAGGAAGGACUCUUGAAUUCAUUCUUGCCAAACAAGAGGCUGGUCCAUACUGGCCAAGAUUAACAAAGGAAAAAACAAAAGCUCAUUGGCUGAAAAGUGAUUUUAAUAAGUGGAAGGAUGAAAGCGAUAGCGACAUUGAAAUUGAAGGAAAUAACUUGGAAGAUAUGAUGAGACACAUGGGUGGCUUGGGAGGUUCUGGAGAUAGUAAGCCAAGCUAUGUCAAUUUCGAUGAUAUGAUGGCCGAUGGCGGCGAAGGAACAGAUAGCGACGAUGAGGAUUUACCUGACUUGAUCGAGUGAACAAAUUUUAACGCUGCUAUAAAAUAAUCUUCAUUCAAAAAACGUUAAAAAUAAAAACAAAGGGCGACCUAAGAAUAGUGCACCACCAGGCGAUAUUUCAGUAGGCCAUGUUAUUUGUAUUUUCAAUUGCAAAUAAGUUUUGCAAACU